Messenger RNA from Ipomoea nil (Japanese morning glory), 1754 nucleotides. RefSeq names its product protein will die slowly-like. Gene Ontology annotation, molecular function: protein binding. Bases 28 to 1419 code for a protein of 463 amino acids. The record is from RefSeq and is a predicted model, not a curated record. Lineage: Eukaryota; Viridiplantae; Streptophyta; Magnoliopsida; Solanales; Convolvulaceae. The transcript has a single exon.
UAAUUAAAGGGUUACCGAGGUCUAUUUAUGCGUACCGGCUUUUGGCUCCAUCUUGCAUUUCCAUUAACGUCUCUCUGUAAAAGCUCGUUUCUUCCCAAGAUUUCACUCCUUAAUCCUUCUUUCUAUCGAUCAAGAAUCAAGAAAAUGCCGCACUCAAGACCAAACCUCCCAGUUCCAAACACUACUCCCCCACACUCAACGCCGCCGUCUCUCUCAUCUCUCUCCGCCACGAGCAGCAGCAACGGCAGCGCCGCCAGCAGCGAUUUGGACGAAAGCCCCGCGCCGUCGCGGAGAUACGACUCCCAAGAUCUCCAGAUUUCAAGAAUGCCCGUCCCGGCCCCCCAAUCCCACAAACCCCUGGCGGUUCUCUCCGGCCACGUCGGCGCCGUUUCUUGCAUAGCCCUGUGCGGGGAGUUCGUCCUCAGCGCUUCCCAAGGCAAAGACAUCAUCGUAUGGCAAAACCCAGAUUUACGCCAAUUCACGAAAUUCGGAGAGGGAGAUGGGUCAGUUAAGGCGGUUUUAACAGUUGGGACCAAAGUCUUCACGGCGCAUCAAGACAGCAAAAUCAGAGUUUGGAAGGUUUCAAGAAAAUCCGAGAAUGUUUUCCGCCUGGUCGAUACGCUCCCCACCACAAAAGACUAUCUCCGCAAGUUCUUGAGGCAGAGUAACUAUGUCCAAACCAGAAGGCACCACAAGAAGCUCUGGAUAGAACACGCGGACAGUAUCUCCUGCUUGGCUGUCACCAAUGGGUAUAUCUACUCAGGUUCUUGGGACAAGACUCUCAAGGUGUGGAGAAUAUCUGAUCUGAAGUGUUUGGAGUCGAUAAAGGCUCACGACGACGCGAUAAACGGGCUGGUGGCCAGCAAGGGAGUGGUGUACUCAUCAUCUGCAGAUGGGAAGAUCAAAGCGUGGGGGAAAGAAGGGAAGAACAUGGUUUCAUUGAAGGGGGUUUUGGAGGGGCACAGAGAGAAUGUUUCAAUGAAUGGAGUGGUGGUUUCUGGGGAUGGGAGUUUGGUUUAUGGGGCAAGAUCAGAUGGGUAUGUGAUGGGGUGGUUGAGGAAUGGAGAUUCAGAGAAGUGGAAAAAGGUUUGUGAGGUGAAAGCUCAUGAAAUGGCUGUUCUUUCACUGUGUGUGAUGGGGGAGUUUCUGUGCAGUGGGUCUGCAGAUAAGAGUAUUAGGGUUUGGAAGAAGGGAAUGAAUGGAGGAUUGGUUAAUGUUGGGGUUAUAAAUGGGCAUGAAGGGGCUGUCAGAUGCUUGCAGGCUUCUCCAGUUAGUGUUGGGGGUGGGUUUAUGGUGUACAGUGGGAGCCUUGACAGAAGCCUGAGAGUAUGGUGGGUUCCAAACUAUGAUACAACAGAGAAAUCAUCUCAGAUGAUUCAAAGUACAGAUCUGCAGAAUCCCAAGUUCUUGUUGUCCUAGGAUGUUUUUUGAGGUUGUCAGUGAAUGAAGAUCAGAUCAGAAGCAUUUAUGAUUUAUCCCUUUUUUUUUUUUUUGAGGUUUGCAGUCCUUUUGACAUCAUUCUUCUAUUGGUUCUUUCUCAAUUUUUUGAUAGCAUUGAAAGGUUUAAUUUGCUGGGAUUUUUAGCAGGUGGAAAGGCAAAGAUAUUGUAGUUUUAAUUUGUUAUAUCUUUGUGAUUUCAUACAUAUAUAGCAGAGGGGGGUAAAGAAAAUUUAUGUCUUCAUCCUUUGUAUUGUAAGUAGAUCUGAGUGAUUGACAUUAAUGAAUAUCUUAUUUCUUGUUUUCUUCUCCUCAAA